AUAACCAACAUGCCAAGGUCCCCUGACACACUACUGUUUCGUCUCCCGGCCUACUCUGACUCCAUCCUCAACAAGAUGAACGUUCUAAGGGAGAAACAACAUUUCUGUGACAUCACGCUCCUCCUUGGGGGUCUACCGGGGACCCCUGCCCAGUCUCUCCAUUUUCACGGUCACAGAGUUGUCCUAGCAGCAUCCUCUGAUUUCCUGAGGGACCAGUUCCUGCUCCAUGAGGGUCAGGCUGAGCUGAGGGUGGGAGCAGUCUCCAGUGUGGAGGUUGGGAGGAGGCUUCUACUGUCCUGCUACACAGGACUCUUAGAGGUGCCUCUGAGGGAGCUGGUGAGCUACCUGACUGCAGCCAGUGCGCUCCAGAUGACCCAGGUUGCUGAGAAGUGCGCCCAAGCCAUCUCCAAGUACCUCAGCCCCACACUGGCCUUCUUAAGACUUGACAGAAACACAGAUGUGAAAGAAAUCCAUCAGCCAGACAGAUGUCAGCUGAACUCUAACUUAGAAAAUAAGGAGGAAAGAGACACAGCCCAGCCUGGCUCCAGCAACCAGGAAGCAAGCACUGAGGAAUGUAAAAUGGCUGUGAUCCAGUCCAAGACGAGGGUCAUCCAAGGGCAUGAGGUGGAAAAUGAAGAAAAGGAGGUCAGAGAUGAUGACAAGAAAGAGAUUUCUACCGGUGAAGCAUGUUGUCUCUCCACACUGGAGGAAGCUGAAGACAUCAUGUCUCACACAAACAACCAGUCAUAUCGAGGUGAUAAAAUUAUAGGUGGUCCAGGAUGUAGACAACACCCUCCUACACCUACCUCAGUUGAUAAGAGAGGAUGUUCUGCUCAACUUGUAGACAAUUCGCAGAAACAAAAUGAGGAAGAAGAAGAAGAGAAAAGAGAAGAAGAAAUGUUCCUGCUCACAGCUAAAUUCCAAGAAUGUGGAGAAUUGACCUUCUCUGAUCUCACUGAAGAUUCUGACAGCCAGUUGGUUCAGAGGCCAUACCUGUGCAGGAGGUGUGACCGAGUCUUCCAGCACCUGGAGAGCUAUGUGGGCCACCUAAAGGAGCACAGACAGUACCUGUGUUUGGUCUGUGGGAAAGGAUUUUCCCAAAAGAGCAACCUGACCCGACACAUACGGGUCCACACCGGUGUCAAGCCUCUCCGAUGCCCGCUGUGCCACAACACGUUCUCCCAGAAAACCACCCUGCAAGACCACUUCAACCUGCACACAGGAAACAGGCCUCAUAAGUGCCAUUACAGUGGUGUGCAGCCUGCUCACAAGCUGGGCCUCAAGUGCCAUCUAAAGGGCAUUCAUGGUGAGGGAAGCCUGCAGAAUGUACUGGAGGAGGCUGUGGACUUGUGAAGUUAUUGUGCUGAAACAUUGCUUUUACCAAAGUUUAAAGUGUAAUUGCUGCUGACCCUACUUGCUAUGAGCUAACUAUCUAAAAGCCAAAGUCCAAAAUAAUUGGGACAUUGUGUGUAAAGUGAAUAAAAUGGAAUGCAGUGAUUUGCAAAUCCUUUUAACAAAGACAAGAUAUUUGAUGUUCAAACUGAUCAAUUGUAUCAUUUUUUUAAACAGACACACAUUCUGAAUUUGAUGCCUGCAUUAUGUUCCAAAACAGCCGGAAAAAGGGAUAAAGAAAAGCCUGAGAAAGUUGUUAGACUAUCGAAAAACACCUGGAACAUUCCACAGGUAAGUAGGUUACUGAGAGCUACAUACAGGUUUUGGAUCAACAUAUGCUUCCAUCCAGCUGUCUGUUUGAGGGGUGUCUCUACCGAGCUGUAGUAAAAUUUCAGGUUUGACCUUUACUGACCUUACUCAACUGUUCAAAGUUAGGAUCCUCAAAAAGGCCCAGUCUAUCCUGGCUGAUCGCAACCAUCCUUUAUUUUCUGAGUUUAAGCUGCUGCCAUCCGGUCGCAGAUUCAGCCUGCCAGCAUGCAGGACAAAAAGGCUAAAAAACUCUUUUGUCCCCGCUGCCAUCAGCUUUCUAAAGAGUUGGCUGAAGCCCGGGUUAUUUCUUAUUAUGUUUUAUUGUUGUAUUGCCCACUGUCUCUUGUGCUUCUAUUUACUGUGUCAUUCAUGCUGCUUUAAUGAUUGACCUGGAUGUCUGUCUUGACUGCUGGUUGCGAAACAAAUUGCCCUUCACAGGGAUAAUAAAGUGAACCUUAAACCUUGAGCCACAUUCUUCACAAGUUACAACGGCAUGGCUUCACAAUAAAAGAGCGUAGGUGCUAGACCGGCCUGUAUGCAGUGCAGACCUUUCAAUACUUCAACAACUAGUUGAAUUCGUGGUUUGGGCAUCUGAUUAGGGUGCCUCCUCGAUGCGUCUCUGUGGAGUUCUUCCAGGCACAGCCAAAUGGGAGAAGGUCCCGGGAUUGUGUGUAAUUGUUUUAUAGUUAGGUUUUGCAUUUGAAAAACAAACUCCAUUUCUUUGUUACUCAUUGCAUUAGUUAGUGAAUCUGACAUUUCUGAAACACACUAUUUGUUUAGUUGUUUGUAUUUCUGGUGGUGAACAGAAGAAAAUCUAUGGCUAGAUUUAAGUGCCAAAAAAAUAAUAAUUUUUGCACUAUCCCAGUAAGCCACGAGAUGGCGCCAGAUAACCACUGAUAAAAAGAAAAACAAUGUGGGUGUGGCUAUCUGAUAUAUUUACUUCUUAAAGGCACAAAACAGAUCGAAACGUAAACAAAUCUGGUAGAGGACACAUGUGGGAUUAUGGCACUUUUUUACUUUAAUGUCGACAUUGGGAAAAACCAAAACGAAUUCUAUUACUUUUAUCACCCUCUCAGCGAUAGACAGGUCUUUAAUAUGGAUAACUACCUAUCAAGUUUAAUUUUUCAUAACCUUCAUUUACGCCAAGUGCUUCGUUGUAAAUAACAGUUUUGAUCAAACAUUCAAAACGGAUCCUUUACUAUUUUACUGAUAUGAAG
This is a messenger RNA of Cheilinus undulatus (humphead wrasse), 2918 nucleotides long. RefSeq names its product zinc finger and BTB domain-containing protein 6-like. Lineage: Eukaryota; Metazoa; Chordata; Actinopteri; Labriformes; Labridae. Gene Ontology annotation, biological process: regulation of transcription by RNA polymerase II. Bases 10 to 1353 code for a protein of 447 amino acids. The record is from RefSeq and is a predicted model, not a curated record. Gene Ontology annotation, molecular function: RNA polymerase II cis-regulatory region sequence-specific DNA binding; protein binding; DNA-binding transcription factor activity, RNA polymerase II-specific. The transcript is spliced from 2 exons.